Molecule: messenger RNA, 7589 nt
Organism: Ictalurus furcatus (blue catfish)
Lineage: Eukaryota; Metazoa; Chordata; Actinopteri; Siluriformes; Ictaluridae
Gene: exd3
Product: exonuclease 3'-5' domain containing 3
Exons: 18
Coding region: 550-3210 (886 amino acids)
Biological process (GO): nucleobase-containing compound metabolic process
Molecular function (GO): 3'-5' exonuclease activity; nucleic acid binding
Source: RefSeq, a predicted model, not a curated record
CGGUAGGUGGGGUAAGAGUUAGGUAGGGUUAAAUCUACAUUUAAUGUCUACAGAAAUUAAUUCAUUUGUAUUUUUUACAUAAAAAAAUUAAAUAAUAAUUAAAUGAAGAAAAAUUGUGUAGGUUUUUGUCUGUAAAAUUGUUCACAUUCUACAAUUUGUGAAAUUUUAACAUCAGCUUUUUUUAAGUUUAUAAUUAUUUUGAAAAAAUUACCAAAUUAAUAAAGAUCUUACAGUAUACAUAAGAUCUCAGAAACGUGCACUGUGCCAUUUAUCACAAUAUCGCUAAAAAGAAACAAAUAUAACGUUUAAAUGUUAAAAAUGUAAAAGUUAUGAGGUUUAAAAAUAAAAUAAAAAAGAAGGAAAACUGAAAAUGUAAAGUGCUGUGAGGUUAAUGGAUAAAUGAGAGUUUUUGUGGGUUGAAGGUAAAGAAUGGAAACAUAAAUACGGUUAAAAAGGAAAAGGUCAUGUUUAAUGAGAGCUGAGCACAGACUCGCACACAGAGAACAGCGAGCGGGAAAAGUGUCCGCAUGAAGAACGGAAGGAAAGCGGAUGGGAACGCUGAGGGGUGUGUGUGUGUGUGUGUGUGUGUGUGUGUGUGUGUGUGUGUGUACAGGUGAUGACGUGGCCGUACUGAAAGAGCAGCUCUGUGCCCUGUGGUACAGGAAGGAGCUGGAGGCGCUGAGACUACAGGCCGUGAGCGGGUUCUCCCGGUUCCACUCGCCCCUGGCCGGGCUCCUGACGCUCCUGGACGGCUGCCCGGGUGUCCACAAGAGCAGAUCCACCACGCUGGGGCAGAUCCUCCUCACCGAGUUUGUGCGAUGGAGACGCGGCCGGGAGCGGGUCAGCGUGAAGGAGCUGGAGGACGAGGAGGAGAAGCGGAACCUUCAGCUCCGGGCUCUAGAGCUCAUCACGGCCUCGCCGCAGGGAUGCGUGGACCUCCUGCUGGAGCUCUACGAGCUGAAGAGCCUGGAGACGAGCCUGCUGCUGGAGCACGUGGCCUUCCUGCAGAUCAGCCGCUGUUUCAGAGAGGCCGCGGUGCUGGGCAUGAAGUUAGGACUUCAGGAAGAACUCAACAUGGAACAAAUGUGUGUUCCUCUGAUCCUGAUGGACAAGCUGUCCCUGGCCGAGGCCUAUGUUCAGGAUCACGCUGACCUGCAGGAGCGUCUGAUUCGGCUGCUGGACUCGUGGUGCAGUCCAGACUUUAACCUGGAGAACGUGCGCAGGCAGUUUCCUUGUUUGUCACUUUCCAAGCACCAGACCGACCAGAUCCAGUCCAAGAUGCUCAUUCGACACGUCUUCCGGCUCAUGGAAAAAUUCAACAUUGAUCCUGGUUUGUGUGUGAACGCUGUCUACAAGAGGAAACUCGACUCCCUGAGAUUUCUGAUGUACAAGAGAUUUGGAGAGAAGAACAUGACUGAGGAGAACUGGAGGGACCAUGUGCAGGUCACAGUGGAGGGCAGUGUGGACCUCCAGGUUGUGUUAGUGGAGCUCUUAGUGAAACACUGUGGACUGAAGGCUGCGGCUCAGUGGGCCAAACACUACAGGGUACCGAGAGACAGACUUCCCAUGGCGGUGUGGGACACCAUGGAGAUACUCUCCUCCAGUCAACUAGAAAUAAAUGAAGUGUGUUCUCCUCUGGAUCUGUGGGUCACUCCUCCAUCUCACCAGCGCCAGUUCUACCAGCUUCCUCUGGACCAGCAGCAGGUCCACAUGGUGGAGAACUCGGAGCAGCUGCAGCUGUGCAGAGACUCGGUUCUACAGGCGGGGCGUGUGGUGGGCGUGGACAUGGAGUGGAGAGCCGGAUUCGGUACAGUGAGCAGACAGCGCAUCUCCCUGAUCCAGCUGGCCGUGAAGGAGCGAGUGUUCCUGUUGGAUCUGUGUGCUCCGGGUCUCAGCCAUCACAGCCUGACCGUCAACUUCAUCCGAACGCUGCUCACCAACACCAGCGUCCUCAAACUGGGUUAUGGGAUGUCUGGAGAUUUGAGGAGUCUGGUGGCCACAUGGCCUGAGUUAAAGGAGGAACCUCUGGAGUUUAAGGGAGUCUUGGACCUGCUCCAUGUCCAUCAGCAGCUGCAGCGGUGCUGGCGAGGGAGAACCGGGCCUCGGCCGGUGGAGGUGAACGAGGGCCCGGCGGAGAAAGGUUUGAGUCUGCUGGUGCAGCAGGUGCUGGGAAAACCGCUGGAUAAAACUGAACAGCUGUCCAACUGGGAACGCCGUCCACUUCGCACCGGACAGGUCCGCUACGCAGCGAUAGACGCGUACUGUCUGGUGGAUGUGUAUCAGACUCUCUCUGCGGAUCCGAAGGCGUUCGGUCUUCCUGAUGAUCUGCACUCUGUCAAGCCGAGUUCAUCGACCAAAAGUGACUCAGACAAAAAAACUAAAGAGAAGAGGAAGCAGACGGAACGGAGGGCUCGUCAGAGUGCCCUCAGGUGCGCAGGCGAUCAGGACGAGUGUGUGAGGGGGAUCGACGGGCAGUACGGCGCCUCCAUAACGCCUCAGGAGCUGCGGGUGGUGUGUGACAACAUGCUGCAGGGCCUGGGCAGGUACCUGCGCUGUGUGGGCGUCGACGUGCUGAUGCUGGAGAACACGGACGACCACAAAGUAGCAGCGCAGAUCGCUCGAAAGGAAGGUCGUAUCAUCCUCACUUCCGGUCAGCCAUUUCAAUCUCUCCGGUCGCAGGUUGCAGAGGGACGCUGUCUCACUCUGGACUGUUCGGAGAAGGCUCGGGACCAGGCUCUCCGCGUCCUCAAACAUUUCAACGUCCGCCUCACACCAUCGGACAUAUUCAGUCGAUGCCAGGCGUGCAAUAAUGACGAGUACCUGAAGCUGCCGAGAGAAGACAUGACUCGGAUGAUGAACAGACGAGGCCUGAUUCAGGACACGGUGCCCAAACAGGACGACUGGGGGAAUCAGUGCGGCGCUCAGGUGGAGCAUAACAGGUCGAGGCCCCCGGACGGGCCCGCGUUCACGCCUCACUGCCGCUGGGCCCCUCGCUCCGCCCUCGACGCUCACUCCUUCAGGUUCGGCGGCGGAGCCGAGGUGCAGCUGGAGACGGUUCCGCCCGGACUGCUCCCUCGCAUCCCCGAGUACUUCAUCUGCACGCGCUGUGGGAAAGUGUUCUGGGAGGGAACCCACUUCGACCGGGCUCUCGCUCAGUUCCAUGACAUUCUGAACCUUUCCGAUGAAGACACCACGGCCAGGAAGCACUGAGUGUCCCGACGUUUGAGGGCUGGAGAAAAAAAUCACAGAAAUUACAUCAAAUACCAGGAGGGUGUGAGUUCGAGUCCCAGGACGGCCGUAUACGGUUUUAACACGUUUCUACUGUUUCUUCGUUCAAACAGAACUGUUUUUCUUUUCCAGCGAAAUCUAAAUGUAAAUCCGUCCGACGGAAACGCGACUCACUGAAGGGGAAAGGACGUCGUAUGUCCGACGUGAAACGCAUUCGUGGCUACGUUUUCAGUUUGUGAUAAUUCUCUCUAGGUGAACUUUGACCUCUCGGGUCAAAAAGUGGGCGGGAUUGUGGUGUGUUUGGUCGUUUAAAAAAUGUCGUAGCUGCUAAAUAUUAAGUAACGCUCACUCGAGCCUUUUGCGAAGUUUUCUUACUUUUUCAUGUUCACAUCUGGAAAAGAAAAUUAUCUGUGAAGUCCAAUAACUCACAUGUUUUAUGGUAAAAUUCUAGGUUUGUUUUUUUUCUUUGUUGUAUGUUAGGAUUUAUUGUCAGCUCUGUUCUGUAGGAAACGACAGAACUGCGUGCUACGACUGACACGUGAGCGUGCCAGCGUUCGUUAUUCUGCUUCCAUCAUGUACACAAGGUGUAACUUUGUUCACUUUGUUUUUAUAGACUGGGUUUUUGUUUUUAGACCGCACCAGUUCACGUGUAUAACAGUCUUCGGGUGUGGCUCAGUCGUUCUGCGUGCACCAGAUCAUUAGCGAUGCCUCGUUGUUUUAUAAAAUUGUUUUACGAGUUUUUUAAUUUCACUUUUUUUUUUUUGUUGUUUUGCUCGUUUCAUACGCCCUGUUGAGGGAAGAAAAAAAACAAUCAUAUAUGAUUAAAACAGCUUUAUCUAUGAAAUAAACGUUACCCUGGGUGUGUGUGUGAGAUAUAACCGAGAUUUGUGAAAUCCGUCGAGAGAGAGUGUUAAGCAAUAUGAGGGGAGAAAAAACGAAGAAAACAGGCCGUGUGAGUGGCGUCCAUGACCGAGUUCUGGUUUCAGACAUCUGUGAGAAAGUAGCACGAUGUGGUUUGCAACACAAACUGUGGCGUAAUCAUAAAUAUAACUUUACAUGUUCAUUCCUUCCUCAAUUUUUAGGUCUGGGACGAAAUAUUUUCAGGAAAUAAAAGUUGCAGCAUGAGACUGAUUUUAACCAAAGGUGGUUUAAAAAAAAACCCCCCAAAACAAAACACGAACGCUAUGUCAUGCUCAGAUAAAUGAAUUAAUUAUUCAAUUAAUUUAUUCAUUAGUUGGUGUAUUUAUUUAUUAAUGUAUUACAGGACUGUGUGUCUGCUUUGCUGUGUGGGAACUCUGCUGUAUUGUAUUUUUAUCCGCUUUUAUUUACACCAAUUUUUUUUGGCCGGUGCUUUCUUCCCACAGACAAAAAUCAUUUCAGCACAACUUCUGUUUACACAAAAUGGUUUUGAGCUCAAUGUGCAGAUAGCACUGGUCCAGAACAUCUUAUCAGCUAAUCGCAUAAACUUUACUUUUCUUUCUUUUCUUUUUUUUAUUUUUAUUUUAAUAGGACCGGAGAAAAGAAAACAUUUUGCAGGUGUCUGUGGAAAAAAAUUAACCCUGUAAAUUUCCAGAUCUUACACACCUUUUAAUAUUAUUUACAGCAGUUAUACGAUCAUUUCACUACACAGUCACUACACAGAAAACAUACUCGUUUAAUGCAGUGGUAUAAAUGACAUUAUUUACAUAAUUAUGUUAUUUAUUUAAGGUAAACUUUUUUUCUUUACGAGCAGUAUGCCGGAACUUAUGGCUUUGACGUGAAUAACUCCCAUAACCUCUAACAUGACUAUUUAUUGUAUGUAUAAAUCUCCUAGAUCGUUCACAGACACGUUGAGUGGAUUUUUUUUUUUUUUUUUACACAAGGUGGAUUACGUGUCAUUGUUUUAAACAACGAAGAUCUCUCUCUCGCUCUUUCAUGAAGUUCUGGUUUACGUUAUUUAUUUUUUUCUUUCCUCAUUCACACAGUCGAUCUAUUUUCACACGAUUUUAUCUAUCACGUAACUCCAGGGUGUAACAUGUUGAAAUGCACUUUCACGUGUUUUUCCACAUCAUUUUUCCACACGUGAAAUGUGUGUGAUUCCUCGACAAGGUACACGUUGAGGAAAAUAAAGGUCUCGAGGAUUCUUCGUUUGUUCCUCCAGGGCCAGGGGAACCCUUAAAGGUUAUAGACAGAACCCUGUAAUAUCAGAGCGCUCUAAGGAACGAAGAACCCAUAGCUACGUAAAGGGACUCGUGGAGAAUCACAAUUCGUAGGGUUUCCUCCAUCAUUGGCUCUUUUAGCUGUUCUGACGUUCUUCGUGCUGUGUAUUGAAUCAGCGGUGUGUUUAAUGGGUUAUAAUCUGAAAGAGAAAUGCCAGCUAUCAGUUUAUUUAUGUCCUACAUGUUUGUUUAACUGUUCUAAGAGCUGAAUCGAAGCCAUUUGGCACUUGAAUCUUGCCAGAUUGUUUUGCAAGCUUGAAAACAGGAAAGCAGGAUGGGCUGCACAGAUUCUUCAACACUGAUUUUCUCUCCAAAGUGUGUGUGUGUGUGUGUGUGUGUGUGUGUGUGUGUGUGUGUGUGUGUGUGUGUGUGAGCUUUUCAAAGACAUCCAGCAAAACAAUCUACACAUGAUGUUCCUUCUUUAAACCUGAACAUAAGCAUCCAAGUAUUUGCUGUAACUGUAUCGCUUGCACCAUACUUGAAAUAAGCUAGUGAGGUGUGUGUGUGUGUGUGUGUGUGUGUGUGUCGUGAGCUCGGUUCAGCCCCUGUCCCGGAUCAGCCAGGCCUUUUUCUGCGCCGUUGUCACCCGAUCCUCUCUCUUUCUUCACUGGGAAGAAAAGCUCGCCUCUUUCCCACGCUCCUGCUACACGUGGUAGCUGCCGGGCCUCCCAGGCCCCGCCCAUAUGCGCUGACGUCACCUGCGUUCCUCAGAAUCCUCUUCAAUGUCAGGUCAGUAGCUGUCGAGGCCCCGCCCGCCAGGCCCCGCCCCCUCUCCAUGUCUUCCCGCGCGCGCGCACCUUUAGCUGUGAGGAGCUGAGAGGGAGAAGGUCUCUCAGUGAGGGGGUGAAAAAAAAUGGCGGCUGUUUGAAAAUAGCGUUUUUUAACGGUUUUUUUUUUUUUAACUCUUUUUUUGUGUGUGUGUUAGACAGUGUUUGAUAUUAAACAUUGGUUUACUUUGGAUGUAUAUGCUGCUAUAUACAUAUUUAGGUGUUUUUUUGGUAUCUCAAAUGUGGUUAAUACCUUUCAACAGAACAAAAUAGCUGAAAAUGUCUUAAUGCCUUUUUUCUUCAAAAAAAAAAAACCGGACAUAUAUUUGAUUUUAUUGGCUAGGUUUAGGAAGUGAUCAUAUUUAUGUACAUUUUUGUGAUUUAUAAAUAGGCUAAAUGAAGGGACUUUUCUACACAGAAAGGCACAAUCCAGAACCCUUAAAGGUUCCACAACAGUGUUUCCCAGUGAUAAAGGAUUUCAAACCAGAACCUUUUUAGGAACUUAAGAGACUUUAAUUAAAUAAGGGUGAAAUCCUUGAAGAAAGUGUAAAAACCUGGAGAACCUAGCAGCAUUGCUCACAUUAUGUGUCUAAGCCUUUUUUGUCUUUAUGUUCAAUACAUACACUUAAUAAUAAUAAUAAUAAUAAUAAUAAUAAUAAUUAUUAUUAUUAUUAUUAUUAUUAUUAUUUUAUUAUUAUGGGACACCUUGAUUCUUCAAAAAAACAGAAAAAUCUGUUUUGUGAGGAAUGUAAGGUCCACAAUCUAUCCCUAACAGUACUUACUUCAGACGUAGUCAAUCAGACCAGACAGGGUCAGUGCCUAAAAUUUGGUUCACUAGUUUUGCACUCGAGCUAUAAGGCUAAUAUUGCUAGCAAGUAAUGAACGUUUAUAUCACCCCAAAUUUUCCAGAAAUAAAUCCAUGCUCAGAUCAACCUCCAACACUCAACCCCCAGCUUUAUUAGCUACAGCUUUAAGAAGCAGUAUAUGACUCUUAGACUGACAUUUUAAUUGAACAUUUUAAAGGUUAAAUGACUAGUGUUCUGUACCACACAGCCUAAAUAUAAUGUAAGAUAUACCACAUCCUUCCACAUACACUUUCAACACUAAGCAUGUAGGUAUGUGUGCUGCAAAGAAUGAUGAUUAUUAAAUUACUUUGUCACAAAAGCAAUAUAUCACUGGUCCACUGGAUGCUGAGUAAAUAAAGCCCUGAAAAGUGAAAAGGUUUCUAUUACAAAAGAAAACGGCCAGAACAGCUGUGAUGAACUUUAUUCAUUUUUAAUAGCUCGUCUUUGUCCUUGACUCGAUAUCGUUUGUUUUUAAUCACAUGAGAGUCACAAGUGUGUGUCUACAUCAGAUGAAAAUGGACCAGUCAUUUAUUUUAUGAAUCUUAGGAACC